UAUUCAAAAUGGUGGAGAAAAUUCUGACGAAGACGACGAAUGGGUUAUAAAUAUAUUUUCGUUUAGAUAAUCACUACACCAAAAUGUAAAAUUCAUACAGACAAGUAUUCUACCUUACAAUCAGUAUUAAGUAUGCCUGCUCCUAAGGUGAUUGUUGACGAGACUGACGUCGUCAAAUUGGUAUCAGAAUUUCUCCUCAAUAGAGAUCUGAAUAUCUCCAUGCUUUCUCUAGAGCGAGAGACAGGCAUUAUCAAUGGCGAAUUUUCUGAUGACAUGCUGUUUCUGAGACAGCUUAUUUUGGAUGGCCAGUGGGACGAUGUCAUUGAUUUUAUUCAACCUCUUAGUUCCAUAGAAACCUUUAAUUACACCAGAUUUCAGUAUAUCAUAAUGAAACACAAGUACCUUGAACUUUUAUGCAUCAAGUCAGAGCCUAGUGUGAUGCAGAAUUAUGAUUUUACAGUUGAAGAAGUUGUUAAAUGCUUAAACAGCUUGGAAAGUCUUUGUGUUUCUAAGGAAGAUUACAACAAUUUGUGUUUGCUCUUAACGAUUCCAAAAAUAUCAGAUCAUCCAGAAUAUCAAAACUGGAAUCCCAGUAAUGCUCGAGUCAAGUGCUUCAGAGAUGUGUCACCCCUGGUGGAGAAGUACCUGACUCCUAUGGAUAAAUCAAAACACAACAAUGAGACCGCUGAAGAAGAUCGCCUACUUCAGCUGGUUCUGAAAGGAAUGCUUUAUGAAUCCUGUGUCGAGUAUUGCCAGCAACGAGCAACAAGUUCUGAGCCUUGUGAUGAAAUGACAUUUCCCUCUCUCCUCACAAAUUCUGGCUUUAGUGAUGCUGACCUCAGUCUUAUUUCUUGGUUACAGAACAUACCCAAUGAGACAUUCUCGUGCCCCUUUGAGCAGAAAUCUCUGAACUUUGACAUUAAACAACUGAUAAAGCCAUCUCUGGAAGCAUCAUGGUCAGAGCAGAUCCUGGUGACACCCAUCAAACCUAAGCUGUUCCCACAUUCAGCUGUUCCAAAUCUUAGACCCAGGUCUGCUGAUGUCAUGACAAGAUCUUUGAACCCACAAUUUGAUGGAUUGAGCAGAGGGCUGUGGCAAGGAAGGAAGGAUAUGUCAGCCUCGAUCAGUGGACCAAGUCUUUCACAAUCAAUAUCUGUUGUGUCAGGUGUUGGUUUGAACGCUGCUAAAAAAGAUCCAAUGCAGAUGUCAAUGGAUAAGCUAUUUUCAGAGGGAGAGAUGGUGAACACUCAAAGUUCAGUCGUAUUUGAGGAAACUUCCCCAAGGCAGAAAGUUCAACAAGGAACACCCCAGAAGAAUAAAAAUCAAGAAGAGGAAGCUAAACCAAGCCCACCUGUAGCAACAAUAGCUCCACAGGAUAAAAAUAAACCAAACCCAAAGGCUGAGGAUGAAGUGAAUGUGAACAGCUCAAACUCUGAGCUGUUGAAGGAGUUUCAGAGACAGAAACAGGUCUGUAGGGAACAGAUUGAGAUGUAUGAACAACAGAGAGAGAAAAUGAUGAAAGAGUUAAUGACGAUCGAGAGCAAGAGUAGCAUGAUUGACAACAGGGAGGGGCCUGCUACAGAGGAACAAACAGUGUCCAUUUACCCACAAAAUACAGACUCUCAUCACAAACAAAGAAAUAAUACACCAUAUGUAAAUCCGACAAACAACCAUAACUGUGCACCUGUCCAAAAAAUAUCAAAUAAUCCAGCAAAUGUUAUCAGUCAAAAGCCCCAAAAUGUCACACCACCUCCUAAUGAGACCCCUGUCACUAACCAAAACACAGACCCGGUAACCCCUAUUUAUCAGGCUGAUAGCCUCGCUAACACCCCUACCUGUGACUUUACUGUUGGUGGUUAUGAGCUGGGGUCAGAGAGGAGCAUUCUGACACCAUUAGGUAUAGAGGAGGUUCCCACAGGGUUACAAAAUCCUUCAGCAAGCUCAGUUCCUAGAGAGGCAGGUCCAGUUAUAGAUUCCUCAAAACAAACUGCAGCUGUAGUGACUGGCCGUACCCCUAAAAACUCGGUCAAAUCACUCAAAGCAAAAGAAACGCCCACUAAUCCAGGUCGUUCUAAGACAUCAGCUGUCAGAAAAAGCAGCAACUCCAGCUCAGUGGGUAGAGGAAAACAGCCAGAAUCAAGGCCCAUGGCUGUGCCAGGUCCAAAAUCUGUGGGACGGGGCACUGCCACAAGGCCCACUACUCUUAACCCAGGAGGGUCCAGUAAAUUAAAGAAGUCCCCUGUUUGCAGUAAAGACAAUAAACCAGCUGUCAGUGGAGGCAUAGAAACUAAACCAGUGGGACCUGUCAUAUCACAGAGUCCCAAAAAGACACCUCGACCAGUCAGUCAGGCGGGUAUUAUUGGAGAUCAGAAGAUGUCUAGUCCCAAGUUUGUCCCUAUCUGUACCCUAGAGGACAUUCAGGCCAUUAGAACAGUUGCCUACCACCCAUCUGGAACCAUGUUUGCUGUGGGCUCUAACUCCAAAACUCUGAGAGUGUGUGCCUUCCCAGACGUCUCUAAUCUGAGUGAGAAUCACCAGACCUUUGAAACACAGACAAUGUACCUCAAAAACAAACACCAUAAGGGCUCAAUCUACUGUGUAGCAUGGAGUCCAAUGGGGGACCUUCUAGCCACAGGCUCCAAUGAUAAAACCAUCAAAAUGUUCCAGUACAACAUGGAUAUGAACUCACAAGGUCCUGAGAUGGAGUUGUCCUUCCAUGAUGGUACAGUGAGGGACAUUGUCUUUAUGCAGGACACAAUAAAUAGGUCAUCCCUCCUGAUCAGUGGAGGGGCUGGGGAUUGUAAGAUUUAUGUGACAGACUGUGAGACAGGAAUGCCAGUCAGAGCCAUGGCAGGCCAUUCGGGACAUGUGUACUCCUUGCAUACCUGGGGUGGUUGUAUGUUUGUCAGUGGGUCAGCAGACAAGACUGCCAGAUUCUGGGACCUCAGGGCCUCUACUGCUAUCACUGUGGUCCCCAGCUCAACAGGAAGUGCUUUUGCAUCAGUGUGUGUAGACCCCUCAGGUCGUCUCCUGGCCUCUGGUCACGAGGAUGGGAGUGUGAUGCUGUAUGAUAUCAGAGGGUCACGGGGAAUUCAGAGCUUCCGCCCUCACACAGGGGAAUGUCGUACAGUUCGAUUCUCCAUGAAUGCCUUUUACCUGCUGAGUGGAUCAUAUGAUAAGAAGAUCAUCAUGACAGACAUGCAUGGUGACCUUCUCAGGCCAUUACCUAGUGUGGUGGUUGCAGAACAUGAAGACAAGGUCAUUCAAUGUCGCUGGCACCCAUCACAACUAGCCUUCACUAGCACCAGUGCUGAUAGACAUGUCACAUGUUGGGGACUUCCUGUAGUGUAAACAACCACAUGAUCAAGUCACAUGACAGGCACACCACCUGAUGAUAAAUUGCUGUUGUGCGAUUUGAAUCUGUGAAAGCCAGAGUAGAAAUUUAAAGGAAUAUGACGGUCAAUGGUCCAAAAUAUGUUAUGUGUUGCUAUUUGAUAUAUGGUACAUGUACAAAUGAAUUACAGUAUCAUACAGGUUGGGGGGAAACGUAAAUUCCGCUACAAUAGUGGUAUACCACUAUUAUCGUGAGAUUCCGCUAUAUUUUCAGCCGUAGUUGUCCUCGAUUUCAUCAAAUAACAUACUUGCUGUUUAAAGCGCAAGUUAUGAUGGGAAUAAAAAUGAACAAUAAUUGGCAUCCUUACACAUUAUGAAUUUUAUUUUAUUUUCUGCCGAUGCGUUUGAUAAUGCGAACACACUUUUUAAAGCGGAAGUUACAUUUUUAAC
Messenger RNA from Saccostrea echinata, 3783 nucleotides. RefSeq names its product WD repeat-containing protein 47-like. Gene Ontology annotation, molecular function: protein binding. The transcript is spliced from 10 exons. The coding region runs from base 133 to 3351 and encodes 1072 amino acids. NCBI's taxonomy places the organism in Eukaryota, Metazoa, Mollusca, Bivalvia, Ostreida, Ostreidae. The record is from RefSeq and is a predicted model, not a curated record.